AGACAUGGGGUUUAGCGCAUGCGCCAGAUUGAACAGCCGCUUCCGGCGGGUGGAUGGCGCCUGUCGGCAGCUCGAAUGUCGCUUCUUCGAGACACGAUGGACGAGGACUUUUUGCUGGCCCUGCAGUUGCAGGAGGAAUGGGAAGCGGAGGACGCGGAGGUGCGGGUUCAGACGAUCUCCUCUGAUCCUCCUCGGCCACUCUCGCUGAUAGACGAUGCCUGGGAGUUGCUGGACCCGAACCCCGACGUGAGGGGCCUCUUUCUGCAGUUCAACGAGACCCUCUUCUGGGGGCGCCUGGCGGCGGUGGAAGUAAAAUGGAGCCCGCGCAUGACUCUGUGUGCUGGAGUUUGCUGCUAUGAAGGUCAUGGUGGAAUGUGCUCCAUCCGACUAAGUGAACCACUUUUAAAAUUACGGCCAAGAAAAGAUCUUGUUGAGACUCUCCUGCAUGAAAUGAUUCAUGCCCUAUUGUUUGUUACUAAUAAUGACAAGGAUCGCGAGUCCCACGGUCCAGAGUUCUGCAAACAUAUGCACCGGAUAAAUCGCUUAACAGGAGCCAAUAUUACGAUCUAUCAUGAAUUUCACGAUGAGGUGGAUUUCUAUCGUCAGCACUGGUGGCGUUGUAAUGGACCAUGUCAAAAUAGGAAGCCUUAUUAUGGCUAUGUAAAACGUGUAAUGAAUAGGGCACCAUCUGCCAAUGACUAUUGGUGGGAAGAGCACCAAAAGGGGUGUGGAGGAACAUUUAUCAAGGUCAGAGAGCCCAACAAUAGCUCCAAGAAGUGCAAAAAGAAAGAUGAUCAAGCAAAAAUCCUAAAUGAUGAUUCACGAAAAGCUCAUGGAAGCAGCAUACAGAGCAUAAUACCUUUUAGUGGGAAAGGAUAUAUCCUUGGAGGAAAAAGAAGUGAAUCAUCAUUAAAGGGAGCUAUAAGUCCAAGCAUUAAGACCAGAGAACUGAUCCAGUCACAAUAUCAUUCACCUGCUGGUUCAUUUAGGUCAAAUCCUAAAAAUGAAAUCAAGUUUGAGCAAAAUAUUUCCUGCACAACCGUUUCCUCUCCGUUUUCUCAGAGCGGUUCUGAAAAUAGUUCUGCUUCUAGUGUCACAUUUCCUAGAUUUUCAGUUGCUAACCGUAAAGUUUAUACUAAUGUUAAUGGUUCACCAGUUAAAAAUACUUCUUUGGUUGGAAAAAGGUCAGAAUCAAAUUCUACAAAGGCUCUAACAGAUAUACCUCACAAAGGGACUCCAGAAACCACAAUUUCUGCAUCAGCUACAAUGACUCCAAGAUCCCAGUCGCCAUCUCAGAGAAAUAGCAACAUCCAUAAUGGUGGCCCAGCAAAACGAGCCAGAAUGGAAGAUUCAGUUAUGUUUGUCAACUAUUUUUUAAAGAAAGGAGAACUCAAGGAGACUAGAAAAACAGCAAUCUCAGAAACGUCCACUAGUGACCAAAAUAGAAAUGUAUGUUGCCCUGUCUGUCAAUCUGAAGUUUUGGAAACCAAAAUCAAUGAACACUUAGACCUCUGCCUCUGAAAUCUUUUAAUGUGAUUUAAAUCUAAAGCUGCUUUACCCAAGAAUUUUUUAUCUGUAUUUAUGCAGUGUUUUAUGGAGAAAAGUUUAUAUUCAAUUUAGUUUUGUAUAUGAAACUUUCCUCAGUUUGAAAGUUUUUUUCUCAGUACCUAUAUGCUAAUAACACAGAUAACACUGAAUGCAACAUAGCCUUGAGAAAAGUGUGUUUCUAAGAGACUGUCUCUUAGUUCUAUAAUAAUUUGAUCUGAUAUUUAACAAAAGGAAUAUGUAAGGUAAGAAAUUGGAAGUUUUUCUUUUGAGUUCAGAAUGGUUAUAUGGAUUAUAUCUUGUCUUAAUGUAAUUUUUGAUCAGGUAGAUGUUUUUCUAAAUCAUAAGUACAUAGGGAAGGCUAUGUCAUGCUACCAUUUCAUUUAUAAAGUGCCUGUUAGAAUGAUGUAUGCCUACUAUUAAUAACUUUUGAAACUUAUUUCCUCUGAGAUAGAAAUAUAUUCUUGCACACAACGCAGUUGAUUGUCAGCUAUUUGUACAAUUAAAAAUAAAUAACUUUUCAGAAAUAGCAUCAGAAGUAGAACUCUUUUCCAAAAAUAAAUCAUGAAUUUCAUAAUCUUACCUUUAAAUAAAAUUUAAAAUGUAACUUGUCUUUAUAGGUCAGUUAUGUUUUGGUGAUCUGAUGCAAUGCUCCUGUACUAGUUUUUGGUUUUGAACAGCGAUGUUAACAUAAGCAAGCAAACAUCUAUUCAGGCUCGUAUAUUAGUGUUGACUGGAAAACCUACAGUAGGCCACUGCUAUGAAAGGAACAGCAGUGGCAUCGCUCAGGUUCUUGCUCAUCUGAGAUUCUACCAGUCUGCUGGUGGUUGUUCCUUGUCAACAGCCUGGAAUGAUCAAUAAGUGACCAAUAAGGAGAGCAGUCGUUGCUUUGUUACACAUACACCUUUCUCUACAAUGACACAAUCAGUCUCAAAAAAUUAUUCAAAAUCCACUAAGCAAUUUUGAGUUGGAAAAAUAAAUAAGAAAGGCAUCCAAAUAGAAUGCAUUGAAAUAAUAGGUAAUAUAAAUUACUUCCAUUGUGGUUAUGCUACAUAUUUAUACAUGAUGAUGUUGGCAGAUUUAUGUUUGGGAAAUGUGACCUUGAUGCCAUCAAGAUCAACUUUAUAUGUAAGAUGCAGGUUGGCAAGAACCUUCAGCACAAUCAUAUUCAGAUUCAGACUCAGAUGGAAUGAGAAGAAGGAUCUAGAUCAGGGAUUCCCAACCCCUGGCUCGUGGAUUGGCACUGGUCUGCAGCAUGCCAGAAACCAGUCUGCGCAAACAAGCAUAGCCCCAUCCAUGGGAUGCAGGCAGUACAUGAAACCACGCCCCCUCCAGUCCGUGGAAAAAACUCCACGGAACCAGUCCCUGGUGCCCAAAAGAUUGGGGAUCACUGAUCUAGAUAAAAGGAAAUUUAGAGAAUCAAGAGAACCAAUUGUCCAAGGUGCUUAGAAAUAAUUUAAAAUAAUAUAAAUUCAAGUAGAACAUAAACUACAGUUAUUUGAAAGGUGCAUCAAACCAGUGUAGUGAAAAGACAAUAUGGAAAAACAAGCAGAAAAUUUGCCAAAACAAAUGUAAGUUGACAAUUAUUGGAUUGUGCUCUGUUAAAUAAGCUACAUUUUGGCUGGAUUCAAAUAAUACAUCAAAGCUACCCUGUACAAAAAAACAAAACUUUAGGGUAUUAAUAGCAGAUGUAUAUUUAUAUACAAAAAGCACAGGAUUGUUCCCAAAGCUGAUUGGAUUAUGGCAACAGAUCAAGGAACAAAAAAGUUAAAAAAUUCACUAGGUACAAAAAAAGGGAUGACUUAAAAACUUCACAUUAGAAUAUUGAGGUAAAUAGAAUAUGAAGCAACUUUUAAAAGAAGAAUCUGAAGAAAAAUGUAAAGGAAACCAUGGUUAUAAUCACAGGCAUCCAUGAAGGGGCCAAAGUGUUGGUCAUGUGUCAUGAUGCAAAAUCUACAACUUAUGUGCUUGCAUUAGACUGUGAUACAAACAUGUAAGGAUGGAGUUUGCCUCAUGACAUUAUCAUGUGAGGCAAAUAAUUGUUUUAUUAUAAUCUGUACAUUAUGUUCUAUCUAUGCCUUUUGGGUAAUGCGCCUUGAGUAUAAUUACUGGGUCUAGAUGGUAUCCAUCUGAAUUCAAUUGAUAUUGCUAAUUAACAAAAAUAUAUAAAACAAGCAUAGAACAAGCACUAAGUGACUUAUUCAAGUAACUGAUCAAAUUUAUUCAUUUUUAUUGUAACUAACUGUGUAGACAUAGUUGUUAUGAGGAAUCUCCAGAUUUACUAUACUGCACAACAAGAAUAUCACAUUAUUUACAUUUAAAAGCAAUGUAUAUAUAUCAUAGUCCAAAAGGCUGAUAGUUUACAUUUUUAUACUGUAGUUUUUUCUAAAUUGCAUUGUAUUUUACUGUUGUUUCUAUAUGUAUGGUUACUUGUAUACUCUUAUAGAGGGGUCUCCCUAAAUAUUAGAAAUAAUAAAAAUACAUCAGAAUACA
Messenger RNA from Crotalus tigris (Tiger rattlesnake), 4038 nucleotides. RefSeq names its product SprT-like N-terminal domain (gene SPRTN). Bases 19 to 1521 code for a protein of 500 amino acids. The transcript has 5 exons. Gene Ontology annotation, biological process: DNA repair. Gene Ontology annotation, cellular component: nucleus. NCBI's taxonomy places the organism in Eukaryota, Metazoa, Chordata, Lepidosauria, Squamata, Viperidae. The record is from RefSeq and is a predicted model, not a curated record. Gene Ontology annotation, molecular function: single-stranded DNA binding; polyubiquitin modification-dependent protein binding; metalloendopeptidase activity.